Molecule: messenger RNA, 1107 nt
Organism: Symbiodinium sp. CCMP2592
Lineage: Eukaryota; Dinophyceae; Suessiales; Symbiodiniaceae
Source: the annotation of a GenBank genome assembly
AUGGCAGUGGGUACCACCAUGGCGGGUGAAGGCAGCACUUCAAUCAAGGAGAACCAUUCGAUGAACGGGUCUUCUUCGAAGGGUUAUGUGGUGAAAAGCGCUGUCGCAGACAAGGGCAAUGCCUUGUCCCAUCCGCUUUUUCGGCGAGCGGCGGAAAUGGCAAGCAAGUCAGUUUUUGAAAGCAGCCCAGAGAAGAGCAAGGCAUAUUGCAGCUCCAAGAAUGUACCUGAAGCCGUCGCCAGCGAGGCUCCGGUUGUCUAUGAAAGCCAGCCCUCACGACGGAUAGUGGAUGCGUGCCACACGGAUGGCUCUCAAACGGCGGCUGCAAGGACCCUCAUUGAGAGUGCUGCAGAUGCCGCGGCGAUGGUUUUUGAGAGUACACCGGCAUUGGCUUCGGCCGACGCCUCGUCGAGCCAUGGUGCUGCUCCCGCAGAGUCCAUGGUUUUUGAGAGCAAGCCGCAGGAGUCCAAGGCAGAUGCGCUGCACAGGGCUGGUGCAAGAACCGCAGCAGAUGCUGAGGAGCUCAUUCAGUCAGCUGCAGACUUGUGGACCUCCGGCCAGAACCUUGUGUACGAGAACAAGCCUGCUGCAAGCGAUGCGCAUGUUUCACAUGCAUCUUUGCCCGAGGCGCCCGCGGCAUCGGUCUAUGAGAGCAGUCCUGCUGCUUCACGGGCUGAUUUUAUCAGUGGGAAUGCAUGCCUGGCAGACGCCGCCAGGACACUAAUCGAAGAUGCUGCCGCGCAAGCAGAGCCCACAAUGCCGAAGCCAAAGACACCGUCCGCGGCUGCCGCGAGGGCAACAGAAGCACGAGAUACCAUUGAGAAAGUCGCCGCAUCCGAGCUUUCAAUCGGACAGUCAGGUGCGAGCGUCUUUGAGAGCCAGCCGGCCGAGAGCAUGGCAUCAGCUUGCCAUGGAAAAGAUUACUCCAGCGGGGAAGAGGCGGGAACGUUUCGAGUUUCAAGGUUGAAGUGUUGCGGGGGCCGGAGUACUUGUCAGAGAGGUGUUAGAGAGGUGUGUGCUCGUCCCACUGACAGGUUGUCAGAGUCAUCGUUCUCACAGAGCAUCGGGUUCCACUCAAGUCCCUUGCUUCGUCUCUCUCCCUGCUGA